Messenger RNA from Cucumis melo (muskmelon), 981 nucleotides. Its product is annotated as probable transcriptional regulator RABBIT EARS. The transcript has a single exon. The record is from RefSeq and is a predicted model, not a curated record. The coding region runs from base 27 to 752 and encodes 241 amino acids. Lineage: Eukaryota; Viridiplantae; Streptophyta; Magnoliopsida; Cucurbitales; Cucurbitaceae.
UCUUUCUCUCAAUCUCUAUAGAUUUCAUGGAGCCUAAAAGAUGUUGGAUGAUGUGGGAAAAGAAGAAGAAGAAGAAGAAUUUGAUUACUACUUCUUCUGAUCAUCAUUUUCUUCAAGCAACAACGACCACAAUCAAAUCUUCUUCUUCUUCUUUUGAUGAUUCAUGGGAAGAACAAGCUUUCGCCGAUGACGCUGCCGGUCGUCUCGGUGGUUGCGUUUGGCCACCGAGAUCCUACUCUUGCAGCUUUUGCAAAAGGGAAUUUCGGUCCGCGCAAGCCCUAGGUGGUCACAUGAAUGUUCACCGACGGGACCGUGCUAGGUUAAAGCAUGAAUCUUUCAAACCUCAGAUUGAAACCCAUCUUCAAAUUCCUCCAACUCUUCAACAGCAAGUUUGUGAUGAUAAUUUGGUGUUUAACCCUAACCCUAAAUCUUCAUCAUCUUUUUGCCUCUCAACUUUUCCUUCUCAAAACUUGGUGGAAUCUGAUCUUACCCCUUUAACAACAACAACAGCAACCCUUCAUAAGUGGCAUCAAAGUUCGGACCUUUCUCAAAAAACAAGUGAUGAUAAUGAUCUUCUCAAGGAUGAAGAAGCAGCUGUUUUUUGCAAUAAAAGAAAGAGAACAUCUGAUCAUUCGCCGUCGUCUACAGUGGCGUUCUUUUUCCGAUCAGAGGUAAUUGGACUUAGCCAUAGCUCUGUCGAGGAUUUGGAUCUCGAGCUCCGCCUCGGCGGUGGCCGGCCAAAGCUAAAAUAAAAUUGCACCGCCGUGAGUGACUUUAUGAUCUAUAGUUUGUUUUUCUCUUUGUUGUUUCCAAUUCCCUUUUGGAAUUUUUUUUUCUGAUCAUGUCAGUUCUUGACUACUACUCCUUUUCUCUAUCAGCAAGAUUGUAGAAAAAUUUAACAAUAUUGCUCACACAAGGCGAUUGAAGAAAGGCAAAAAAAAAAAAAAAAAAUUGAAACUUUAAUUUCUUGCUUUGAAUAAA